AUGGCCCAAAGCUUUCCGCCCCAUGCGGGCAUGGCUCCCGGACACCCAGGUAUGCCCCAUGGACAUCCUAUGGCGGGAAUGCAACAUCCAGGAGCCGGGCACAUGGGAGGUCAGCCCGCACCUGGUAUGAUGCAGGGGAUGCAUCCUGGUGUAUCGGGGCCACAGGUCACACAAGGACCUAUGGUUACGGGUAUGCCUCCAGGUGCCGGCACGCCUGCACCUGGCCCUAUGCAUAACGGCACUAUGGCAAUGGCACAUCUGGGUCCCCAACAAGCCAUGUUUCAACAACAACAACAACAACAACACCAACAACAACAAAUGAACUUUGCUCAGAUGCCCAUGACGCCGCAACAGCAACAGAUGCUUGCCCGACAGCGCAUGAUGCAGCAGAUGCAACAACAGCAACAACAGGGUAUGCCCAUGGGGAUGCCAAACGGUCCGGCUUACAAUCAAGCCCAGUUGCAACAGAUGAAGAUGGGCAUGGGAAUCCAUCCACAGAUGCAAAUGAACCCGAAUAACCACCAGGUUCAGAAUUUUCAGCAACAGCAACACCAGCAACGCUUGAUACAGGCGCAACAAGCCCAAGCAGCACAUCACGCCGCUCAAAUGGCUGUCGCUCAGAAUCAAAGAGUAGCUGCCCAGCAGAUGCAAAUGUCUCGAUCUCAGGAACAACCAAAUCAGACACCGGUGUCCCAACCCACGCCUGUCCCUCAGACUCAAGCGCCACAGCAACCCGUCCCAGCUUCUCAGCCUCAACCCCAACCUUCGCAACCGAAACCUCAGCAGCAGCAGCCACAGCCACAGCCCGGAGGUAACCAUCAACAAAGCCAGCCCAACAGUCAGCAAGGGAAGACGAGUGUGCCGGAGGAAGAACCGGCCAUCAAGCAACAACAACAGCAACACCACCCCCACGACGUGGCCGCGACCAUGCUCAUGCCGGAGGUGUCCAAACCGGAUGUGAUGAUGGGAGGGCAGUGUAUUCUGCAACUCAUCAUGUAUCAGGACACAUUGGCCUACCCGGACAGACCUAAUGACCUGGAGUACUGGGAGCAGACCAUUGCACGGUACUUUUCGCCGUUCGGAUCGAUACGACAACAGUUGUUCAGCAGUAAGAAUGGUGACAAGUCCUUCCAGCUUCAGUUUCCGUCCCUGGCUCGCUACUAUCACACGCACUUUGCGAGCGGCGUGAAACAAAUUCUGUUGCAGUCGUACGACCACAACCAGAGCAAACUGCCGAAUGGUGGGGUCCAUAUAUGGAGCAGCAAUGCGAGUCUGACCUAUGUCUUCCACAACGACAUCCGGGUGACGACGACCGGACAGCUGCGAGUUGUCUUCGACGAAUUGGCGAAGAUCGAACAUCUCAACAUUAGCACGUCUGGCUGGCAGGAAUAUAUUCCUCGAAAUGUGCUCUUGCAGCCGCCGUCGCCUGAAACGAAACAAAGUCCCAAGAUCAACAAAAAUGUCAAACGCGCUCAAGGAAAGGCAGCCGGAGCCAGUGCGCCGCCCAUUAUUCCUAGCUCUGGGGUUGGCGACUGGGGAGUGCCAAACCAUGUCUUCCAAUUUCUCGAGGUUGCGGAAGUGAUGACCGCCAUGGGGCCGCUCAUGGAGUAUUUCCAUACUCAUCCCGGAAUCGGCAUCAAGGAGACAUUAUACCGGGUCACCCACGAAAAUGCCCAGGCCAUGGCUCAGGUUAACAAUGCGCGAAUGCAGAAUCACAUGGCCCGCACCGCCAACGGUCAAGUGCAAUACGCCAACCCAAUGAACCCGGGCAUGAACGGUCCUACAAUGAUGAAUUCGCCUGGCAUGGGACAUUUGGGAGUUCCUCAAGCCCAGGGGUCGCCGCUUAUGGGAGGUCCUGUACAUACUCCGAGCCCAGCACAAAACCCCGCGGCAGGCGGCGUGGCGAUGAUGCACCAGAUGAGUGCUCAGGGAUCCAAUCUUAGCGGAAGUCAGGGUCCCAGCACCAACACCAGCCCUAACGUCUCGAACAAGCGGCGCCGUGCAAGUGCUGUCAAGCUUGAGGAAGAGAAUGCUGGCGGGGAGUCCACCGGGGCCAACAAAGUCAAGCCCAGCCCCAAGAUUGGGGGAAAAAGGCAAAAGGGUGCCGCGGGUGCUUCAUGA
Molecule: messenger RNA, 2121 nt
Organism: Capronia coronata CBS 617.96
Lineage: Eukaryota; Fungi; Ascomycota; Eurotiomycetes; Chaetothyriales; Herpotrichiellaceae
Exons: 2
Coding region: 1-2121 (706 amino acids)
Biological process (GO): negative regulation of transcription by RNA polymerase II; positive regulation of transcription by RNA polymerase II
Cellular component (GO): transcription regulator complex; nucleus
Source: RefSeq, a predicted model, not a curated record